AUGUCGGAAGCUCGAGGGAGGUCACAUGACCCGACAUCCCGAAUCUUUGCGCCUCUCCGGGAUGCUCCACGAUUUUGCCAGAGAGACCAGUCCCAACCUCAGGCGAUCCGCAAAACCGUACUCCGAGGCAUUAUAUCGAACCCUCUCCUCUCCUGCGUCCACCACCCACCCCCAGCCGCCACAAUGACUUCUCUUAUCUCAAAGAAGCUCGCUGAUGGCAUCCUCGCUCGCCCCUUCCUGAAGAGCAUCUUCGUCCCCUUCUCCAACUGGUACGCCAACGCUGCCGGCCACCGCAAGCUCGGCUUGAGAUUCGACGACCUUUUCGAGGAGGAGACCGAUAUCGUCCAGAAGGCCCUCAAGCGCCUCUCCCCCAAGGAGUCUUACGACCGCGUCUUCCGCAUCCGCCGCGCCGUCCAGCUCUCCUACCAGCACAAGCUCCUGCCCAAGAGCGAGUGGACCAAGCCUGAGGAGGACUACCCUUACCUCGGACCCAUCAUCCAGCAGAUCCAGGCCGAAGAGGCCGAGAAGCUGGCCUUCGAGACGAUGGAGGUCCAGAAGAAGCACCACUAAACGAAGCCUCUCUGGUGGGGGGCACACGUUGACCGUGGAGGAGCGAAGCCGCGCGCACGAUGCUGUAAAAGUAUUAGGGACGAAUGGAACCGCCUGGCCAGGGCGCGCGACUGAAAUCUAGACCAGGGGGUUAGAACCAAGGCCAGGCGGUUCGUGUACCUUAUGUAUAGACCUCGGGGGGGUUCUUGCCUGUCAAUUGGAACUCACUGCUACAGAUAUAGGUUCCGCCGCGCUCGAAUAGCACCAAUUGACGACUCUUUUUUUUUGCGUUUUGAUAUUUAUAGUCUCGCGGCCCUCUCGCCCC
This is a messenger RNA of Colletotrichum destructivum, 874 nucleotides long. Its product is annotated as Putative cytochrome b-c1 complex subunit 7. The record is from RefSeq and is a predicted model, not a curated record. The coding region runs from base 1 to 570 and encodes 189 amino acids. Gene Ontology annotation, biological process: mitochondrial electron transport, ubiquinol to cytochrome c. Lineage: Eukaryota; Fungi; Ascomycota; Sordariomycetes; Glomerellales; Glomerellaceae. The transcript is spliced from 3 exons.